Messenger RNA from Paramuricea clavata, 3274 nucleotides. The record is from the annotation of a GenBank genome assembly. NCBI's taxonomy places the organism in Eukaryota, Metazoa, Cnidaria, Anthozoa, Malacalcyonacea, Plexauridae.
CCAUUUUAAAGGAUGAUUCUUUUGUUCAAAUUCUAGAUGGCAUCGAGCAAGUAUUCUGAACACUGUUUCAUUAUUUGUCUUCUUGGUUUAACCAGUGUGACCUAUGUAACACUCGGCGACUCAGGUAUUGCAGGAAAGCACGGGGUUUCGAUGGCGCAAACGUCAGAUCAAGCGCCUUGAGGUCGUGGAUCAAUCAACGCUCUUAUUUAGUUUUUCUUUCAUUUACUUUACGCAUGUUUUAUCACAUAAUAUAAAGUAUACUGUGUAUAAUUUUGCUGUGGUAUAUCAUAUUAUAAUGUAAUCUUUUACUGUUCUAGUUAUUCUCUCCUACUCAAUGCCAGUUGGACAAACGAUCAGGAAUGGCAGAGUGCACUACAAAGACACAUCUUAUAAUGGAGUAAUUAUCAAUGGCUUUCACAAAAAUGGCACUGGAAUACUUAUAGAUGGCAAGUUUGGUCCUGCUAACGCAAAAUUAUUAAAAGGCGAUGGAUGGGUGGGAUGGUCUUCCUUUCUUACUCAAUCACAAUAUAUCGACAUCACAUUUGAGUUUUCUAGUGUGCGAAAGUUCACAAAUGUUAUACUAACUGCGAACGUUGACAAGAAACGUGAUAAUGCUGUAUUUAAUAGAUCACAGAUAUUCUUCUCUUCAACCCAAGACAGUCUCUCAAACGCAUCAUUUCUUCAGUACUGUCCAAGAGAUUUUCAAGCCAAAAAUGAUCCAUACAAUGCAAAUGUAACGUUGUCACUUUGUGAAAAUACUGCAAGAUUUAUAAAGUUGCGGUUAUAUUUUAGUGGACGGUGGUUACUAAUCUCUGAGAUCAGCUUUAAUUCAGGUAUUUUUUGUUAUGUUUGUUUUUAAUUUCUAUGGACAUUUUUAACCCAGCGAGUGGCGAUAAGGGUCCCAACUGUCAGAUAGUUUUACUUGUCAGAGAGAUUGCUUUGCACUAAGCAUGGUUUCCUGUUCCUGUGAACAUAUCAAGGUAACCAGUGUAAUUAGUGUUGAUUUUUCAUUUUUUCUCUAUAGUCAGUAAAUACUGAUUUAUACAAGCAGCACACAAAAGACAAGAUAGAUCCAGGCUAUAUUUCACAUGUAAUGUAAUAGAGUGUCGAUAUAUCUCUACAGUCAGUGAAGACAAAUGAUUUUAUUCAUGAAGAAAUCUUUAGUUUUGUAAUUUGAAUGUACUCUGUACGUAAAACAUAUGUUUUUGGUUUCAUUGACAUUGCUAGUUCCUGUCAGUACUGAUGAAACAAUGAGGGAUUGCUCUAGAAAUACAGCAGCUGGUUGUACAGCGACUCAACUUUCCACAGAAAGUUCAGCAACUACACCAAUACCUGGAUGUGAAUGUAAGCGCGGUUAUAUGUGUUGGUAAUGGUUGCGUUGGUGGUAAUUAAUAUUAUUAUGGUGAUCGUAAUGGUAAUGGUGGCCAUUUUACAUUCUUUAGAUUGUACCACUCUAACUAUCGUUACCAAUGUAACGGCCAGUUUACCAGCAGAAAGUUCGUCUGGCUCAAGCAACCUUCAACUAACAAUCAUCAUUGUCUGUAUAAUCCUGAUUGUGAUUGUUCUGUUGGUUGUAAUAUUCCUCCUGUAUCGCAGACGAGCACUGUGCUUUGGUAAAAUGAAACAGAGAAAUAAGACAGACAAGAACGUAGAGGAUGCAAAGGAGCCGGCUUAUGAUACAAUUAACGAUAACCUGUGUAAGUAAGAAACAACCCUUACUGGACUUUAGAACAGACGAAACUAUGCAGUGUAUAAAUAACGUUAGUUUAACCUCUCAAAGUAAAUCUGUUCGCCUAUAGGUGAUAUGGAAAAUGAAAGGGCACCAGAGGCAUCACAAAAUAAUCAGGUAUAAGUGUUUCUAAGUUUUCUGCAGGCGUUUUUUUCAUAAUUAGAUAGGUUUAGAACUACCUCUCACAGCCCUAAUACGCAUUUGAUUGCUUAAUUGGCUAUAAUAAAUGCAUCUGAUUGGUUAAUGAUAUACAGUAGAGGUAGUCAAUGUCGUCAAUGUCAAUUGACGUCUGAACCUCUUUCUUGCAGUAUAUCAUUCCAUUUCUUGUCGAACUUUCGGCGUUCAUCUCGCUCUUGCACCAUGAACGUUCACAUCUUACCAUAUGAUUCCUGUGUCUCCAGGUCUUUCCACGCUUCUCUUCCACACACUUAUUUGCGAUCUUCGGACGUUUGCCAUCCUCCAUCCUCAUGGUAAGACCAAGCUAAAUCAGCAUCCUUUUUUUUGUUAAUACAGGAACCUGUUUAUAGUGCAGCAGAUGAUGGAACUGAACCAUACGAAGAAGUUGAAAUCUCGCCACCUUCUGUUUACGCCGAGCUUGACAGAAACCGACAAGACGAAGCAACAAAUGAUGGUGCUCUACCAGAAAUUGAUAAAAGGCCAACAUGACUCGGGUUAUGUUAUUCCAGCAGAUGGCUCGCCAUCUUCUGUUUACGCUGAGCUUGACAGGAAGCGACAAGACGAAACAACAAAUGAUGGUGCCUGCCAGAAAUUGUUAAAACGAGAAGGUGACUCGGGUUAUGUUAUUCCAGCAGAUGGCUCGCCAUCUUCUGUUUACGCUGAGCUUGACAGGAAACGACAAGACGAAACAACAGAUGAUGGUACCUACCAGAAAUUGUUAAAACGCGACUCAGAUUAUGUAAUACCUGCUCAUACUGAAGCAGAAUCAUCAUACGAAGAGGUUGGAAAGAUAAAAACACCCCCUGGCUACAAAGAGCUCGACAACACGAAACGAGUACAGGAUGAUAGCGCUUGUUACCAAAAAUUGAUAAAGAGAUAACAGAGUGUGGAAACCAGGUUUAAUUCUUCCGCUGAUCUAAAACUAUGACUGGACAGUCACAUGUGCUUUACAAAUCGAAUCUUCAGGUGUCGAAAUUAGUUUCACUAUCAAGCAAAUGUCUUUCCUAUUUAACUUAGGCUCUCUAAGGACGUUUACCGUAGAAAAGCGAAAAUAUACGUAGUUUAUUAUAGUAUAAAUAUUCAUAUCUCAAUUGUAUUUAUUUUGUAGACAAAGUAAAUAAAAUAAUUCUGGCUUUGACUACAUGAGACUAGAUGCACAUUUGGAGUAAUACACGCUUCGUUGUCUGGGCUUCAAAGGUUCUUCUUCAGAUACUCCGCGGUUUUCCUCUUGCUAGACUUUCCUCGGAAAUUAGGAGUGCGGUGCGAUUUAAUUUGUUGAUCCAAUUCCGGGACAUUGGAAACUGGCUCUAUAUAAACAAGAGAGCUGUCCGUUUUCGAAAGAGCCGUUUCCACUGUAUAUCACCCAUU